GACGAAACAAAAACACAAAUAUAACAACUCACUGCUCAAACAUGACAGCUGACGUCGACAGUAUAAUGCCCGAAGUGCCUGAUACUUCAGAAUAUGAAAAAACCAUUGGCAACAUAAAGGAUAUCCCCCAGGAAGUUAAGGUGAUCAAGAAAAAGUUGAACGGGUACGUUGGAUUUGCCAACUUCCCCAAACAAUGGCACAGAAAGUCCAUUAGGAGAGGAUUCAACUUGAACUUGUUGGUAGUUGGAGAAAGUGGAUUGGGAAAAUCCACCUUGAUCAACACCUUGUUCAACAAGGAAAUCUUGACCCACCGUGAGCCUGAAGCCGUCGAUGAAGACGCUGGUGCUGAUUCGGUUGAUGCCGUCAAGGUGCAAUCUUUCAAAGAUGUGGUUGAAGAAGACGGGGUGAAGUUGAACUUGGAAAUCCUCACUACCCCCGGCUUCGGCGAGUUGACCAACAACACCGAUCUGUGGAAGCCAGUGGUGGACGAAAUCAAUAGCAGGUUCGAUGGGUUCUUGGAAAGCGAGAGCAGAGUUAACCGGUCUACCAUUGAAGAAAAGAGAAUCCACGCGUUGUUGUAUUUCAUUGAACCAAGUGGCCACUCUUUAAGAGCCUUAGAUAUCGAAUUCAUGAAGCAGGUCCAUGAAAAGGUCAAUUUGAUCCCCAUUGUGGCCAAAAGUGAUACGCUUUCUGAAGAAGAAACCGCAGGGUUCAAGAAGAGAAUCUUGGCCGAUAUUGACCACCAAGGAAUCAGGGUUUUUAAGCCCAUCCAAUACGAUAAUGAUGAUGAAGAAACCUUAACUAUCAGCAAACAGAUCAUGGAUAAAGUGCCAUUUGCCGUGGUAGGAUCCACUAGAGAAGUGCAAAAUGCUCAAGGUAAAUUGGUUAGAGGCAGAAGUUAUCCAUGGGGAACCAUCGAGGUCGACAAUGAGGAUCACAAUGACUUUACCAAGUUGAAGCAAUUGUUGAUUAGAAACUACUUGGAAGAGUUGAAAGAGCACACCGCCAACUAUUUGUAUGAAAAGUACAGAACUGAGAAAUUGGUCAAGAUGGGUAUUGAGCAAGAUGAUACUGUCUUUAGAGAAUUCGAUCCGGUUGCCAGACAAGAGGAAGAAAGAACCUUACACGAGGCCAAGUUGGCAAAAAUGGAAGCCGAAAUGAAGGCGGUCUUUCAACUGAAAGUUACUGAAAAGGAAAAGAAGUUACAGAGAAGUGAAGCAGAUUUGUUCGCCAGGCACAAGGAAAUGAAAGAUAAAUUGGCCAAGCAGAUCAAGUUAUUGGAAGACAAGAAGGCCCAAUUAGAGAAACAAAAAACCUUGCCCCAAGACCCUCCUGCUUCUCAACCAGCUCCUCAGAAGACUCGUAAAGGGUUCUUACGUUGAGCUUACUCUACUAUGUAUACGAGUUAUUUUUGUACCAAAUGCGAAGUGUCCCACAAUCGGAAAUCCA
This is a messenger RNA of Yamadazyma tenuis ATCC 10573, 1449 nucleotides long. It is a transcript of the gene CDC3, whose product is annotated as septin. Gene Ontology annotation, biological process: cytoskeleton-dependent cytokinesis; intracellular protein localization. The record is from RefSeq and is a predicted model, not a curated record. Lineage: Eukaryota; Fungi; Ascomycota; Pichiomycetes; Serinales; Debaryomycetaceae. Gene Ontology annotation, cellular component: cytosol; microtubule cytoskeleton; septin ring. Gene Ontology annotation, molecular function: GTP binding; molecular adaptor activity; GTPase activity.